Eutrema salsugineum is the source of this 1163-nucleotide messenger RNA. Its product is annotated as tetraspanin-6. NCBI's taxonomy places the organism in Eukaryota, Viridiplantae, Streptophyta, Magnoliopsida, Brassicales, Brassicaceae. The coding region runs from base 96 to 944 and encodes 282 amino acids. The transcript is spliced from 3 exons. The record is from RefSeq and is a predicted model, not a curated record. Gene Ontology annotation, biological process: auxin-activated signaling pathway. Gene Ontology annotation, cellular component: plasma membrane; plasmodesma.
GAUGAAAAUCACAUUGCAAGAAGAGAAUCUGCUUACAGAAGAGAGAGACCAGAUAUAGAGAGAAGACACUGUUAAAGUCUCUAAUUUCUUCUACUAUGUACAGAUUCAGCAACACGGUGAUUGGAGUCCUAAACCUCCUCAGCUUACUAGCAUCAAUACCAAUCAUAGGAACAGCUCUAUGGAAGGCAAGAAGCAGCACGACUUGCGAAAACUUCCUACAGACGCCUCUACUCGUUAUAGGAUUCAUCAUACUCUUAGUAUCGCUUGCAGGUUUCAUAGGAGCCUGCUUCAACGUGGCAUGGGCUCUUUGGGUGUACUUAGUGGUCAUGAUCUUCCUCAUCGCGACCCUCAUGGGUCUAACGCUGUUUGGCCUGGUGGUGACUAGCCAAGGAGGUGGUGUGGAAGUACCAGGGAGGGUUUAUAAAGAGUAUAGGCUUGGAGAUUACCAUCCAUGGUUGAGAGAGAGAGUUAGAGAUCCUGAGUAUUGGAACUCCAUUAGAAGCUGUAUCUUGAGUUCCAAGACUUGUGAUAAGAUUAAAUCUUGGACUACACUUGAUUAUUUCCAAAGAGACAUGACAUCCGUUGAGUCAGGAUGUUGUAAGCCACCAACGGCGUGUACGUACGAGGGAGGAGUGAUAGAAGGAGGAGGAGAUUGCUACAGAUGGAGCAACGGAGAGGAAACGUUAUGCUACGAGUGUGAUGCGUGCAAGGCUGGUGUUCUCGAGGAGAUUCGUCUUGACUGGAGAAAGUUGUCAGUCGUCAACAUUCUUGUUCUCGUCCUCCUCAUCGCCGUCUACGCCGCCGGUUGCUGCGCCUUCCACAACACUCGCCACGCCGCUCAUCCUUAUCAUGCUUCCGAUGAUAACCGCAUGACCAAAGUCCGUCCUCGUUGGGACUAUUACUGGUGGAGAUGGUGGCACGAAAAGAAAGAGCAGCUUUACUGAGUAGAGAACGAGCUACAUCGUCUCUGUUCUUUGCUUUUCAUCAUUUUCUUUCUACCAACUUGAGAUUUAAGAAAAGAAAUGUUUGAUGUACUUCUGUUUCUAUAAGUCAUCAAGAGAUUAGUGAGAUCUGUUAUAAGUUGAAUGAGUAUAUGCAUAUCUUUCGAAACUAAUCAUUAUUAUGCAACUAGCAGAAGAUAUAAUAGUUCUCGCUUUUUUUUU